CACCCAGUUUCAUCAAGUACAGAGAGAGAAGAAUACUCCUCACAAGUGCCUCGCUGACUGAUUCAGCGACACCUGCUGAUUUGAUGUGAUGAACACUUUGGCCCUGACAUUUCUCGGGACUGCCUCAGCGUACCCGACCCCGUCGAGAUGUGUCUCUUGUACGGCUCUGUCUCAUGACGAAGGAAUCUGGCUGUUUGACUGUGGAGAGGGUGCCCAGGUUCAGCUCAUGAAGAGUCCACUCAAGCCGGGGAAAAUCAGCAAAAUCUUUAUCACCCAUCUGCAUGGUGACCAUUCAUUUGGCCUCCCAGGCCUACUGUGCACCGUCUCACAGAACAGUCUGCGCACAGAGCCGCUGGAGAUUUACGGGCCGGUGGGUCUACGUCACUUCGUGUGUACCAACCUGGCCCUGUCACGUGCUGACGUCUGCUUCGACUUCAUCGUCCAUGAGCUGGAGACUAUCCCUGAGCAGCAGCCCCUGGAUGCUGAGGAGUGGCCUCUCCAAGUGCCAUCCUCCGUCCCCUUCCACCCGUGUGAGCGAGAGGGUCGUCUGAUCCGACCCGAUGACAAUUUAAUCUGGCACUUGUACUCUGACCCGAAGCUGACCGUCAAGGCAGUGUGGGUCAAACAUCGGGUACCCAGUUUCACAUUUGUCGUCCAAGAGUCUCCCAAAUCUGGAAAACUUGAUGCCUCCAAGCUCAAGGCUAUGGGCGUGCCCCCCGGACCACUGUACGCAAAACUGAAGGCUGGCCAAGCUAUCUCCCUGGAAAAUGGACAGAUGGUGUCUCCAUCAGAGGUUGUGGGCCCUUCCAUUCCCGGGCGGACGGUGGUGGUGUCCGGUGACUCGUGCGACUCGAGCGAGCUGAACAAAGUGGCCCGCGGGGCGACCGUCUUGGUGCAUGAAGCCACGCUGGAGAACUCGCUGUGGGAGCAGUGUGUGCAGAAUGGCCACUCCACGCCUGAAAUGACGGCCACUCUGGCAAAAGAACUGGAUGUUAAGAUGUUGGUCAUCACCCAUGUGAGCCAGAGGUACAAGACACGGGCGGCUGAGCUGAAGGAGGGAGAUAGAAGUGUCCAGAUUUUGCUAGACGAAGCGUUGGAGAUUCUGCCAGCUGACAAAGUGAUUCUGGCCGAGGAUUUUGCCGUCUACACAGUACCUCAGCAGCCUCCUGGGGGUUCUGCUUCGAAUAUGACAUAGGAGCGUCGGAUGUGGCAAUAUGGGUGCAGAGUAAGAACAUAUUCCCGGUGGUCAAAUCGAUAAUUGACUAUUGGUCAAACCGCCCAUUGGUCAAAUGGACCAGAUCGGCAUGAUCAAAUAGGAUCAAAUAAUGGUGCUGGCCGGCGCACACUGUCAAAUGGACUUCUGCUGUGUUUUUUAAAAUCAAAUAUGACACAGAAGUCCAUUGGGGCCAAUCACAUUCCGUUCCGUACAGUGGCUGAAGAUCUGACCCUGCAAUGUCAUGUGACACAAAGGUGUUUUUUGAUUGGUUGUUUGUUACAAUUUUAGUUAGCACAUAGGACACUGAGUGAUUGUAACCCAGAAAAUCAAAGUUAUUGAUUUUUGAAGGGUUGUUUCAAAUAUUGUGCCGGGGGGGCACUUAAUCUGUCACAGUGACUUUGUGAUAAAAUGGAUAAAGAGGAGAUAAUUCAUAUUCAGCCAAAACUAUCUGGUUAAAAGUAGGUAGUACAAACCAAAAAUUCAAACCUGUUGUAAAUUGCAAAUACAGUGUUUAUUUAGAUACUGCUUUUCACAUAAGGAACAAUGCAAAAAACCAGAUCAAAUUAUCUUCAUAAAUUAAAAAGUCACAAACAUUUAAAGAUUUUCCAACUUAGAAUUUUCAAGGACAUUUUUAGAAAGUCCAAAUUCUGCCAGCUUUGAACAUGAAUAACAUAAGAGAAAAUUAUCUGAAACUCAAAAUGUUUAUAUUUCUCUAAAGCUUAGGACAAUGGUAUUCUAAAAAACUCAAAGAAAUUCUUAUAUAAUUGUUUAAAAAAAAAGAAAUUUAGGCCUGAUGUAAAAGUGAAAAAUCAAGGCAUUUCACACAAAAAAUGUAACACAUUGGCUCCGAGACCAUUUUGAGAGUUUCACAGUAUAAGAAUGAGGCAUCACACAGAGUUCCUACUUUAUGGAUCAUCACCCCUGAACACAAAGAUUAAGCUCAAUUUUUUUCAGACAUGACACAAGUACAGAAUUAACAAUAAUCCACGUUCAAGUUGGCAAAAAGGAAAAAAUCACGCGUCGACAGAAAAUUGCAGUUUUCGGACAUUUCCUUAGUAUUUAAAAGACCAUAACUUUUGAUCUAAUGAAGCUAUAAUAACAAAUCUUAUAUCAAAAUCUUCAGCAUUUCAAGACCUGUGCAAAGCAGUUAAAAACAUUUCUAUCAAGAAAUGGCUACAUGCUCUUUUGGUUGAGAAAAGCAGACAUAUGUGACAAUAUUCAUGAAAAAAAUACGAGUAUCAAACGACUCAGGAAUAGAUCUAGUUGUUUUGUUGAACUUUUCUAUUAAAGAUCUAUAGUCACCAAUAUUUGUAUCUUUAUACAAAUAUAAUACAAAGUAAUAUAUAUAUGUCCUUAUUUUAAAGACAAGAAUAGGUGGUGGAGGUUAGGUUACCGGACUCGUAAUUGUGAAAUUGCGGCUUUGUAGCUCUGGUUGAUUGUCAUCUUCUUCCUGUUGGCUUCAAUCUUGUGUUGCAGUUGCCCCUCAGUCACAAUCUGAUCUGGAAAUAACUCCAAGAACCAGGAUAGAACCUGUGGAAGAGACCAUAUAUUCAAUUCUUUAGAGUUUGCUGUGAUAUUAAUAAGUACCGGUACUUCAUACAAAAUUGGACAAAAGCUCCCGCAGUGUGAAUCUAUUUAUUUUUCAACAAGUACAAGUUACAACAAGAUCAUAUUAUGUAUAAAAUGUUAUAAUUUAUAAAAACUGGGCAGCAAUCUCAGCUCUGAGGAAUUCCAAAGCGUAAUAUUAUUAGGUGCAUACAGCAAAAUUUGGGCAGAAGCUCCCGUGGCCCAGGCAUUUUUUUUUAGCACACAAGUUCACAUAAAAAUUGAGCAGAAGCUCCCACGGCCCGAAGGCACUUUACAGGAUAGAUAAACCGUAAGAUAAAUGAUACAGCUAACGCAGUUCCUCCCAACCCGCUAAAAAAGAGGGGGUGGGGGGGGGGAGAGGUUAAUGAUCUACUUACAUGGCCCCAUGUUGAUUGUCCUUCUCUGACUAAGAACAGCUGAGCCAGAACUUGGUUUGUCAAACCGACAGAGGGUAGGUUUUAGGGCAUCAUCCUUUCCCAUUCAUCAGAAAGCGGCUCUUCCUUGCAGCAUAUUGAUCACCUGUCGAUUGAAAUGUCAAGAUAUUUUGUAAGAUAGGCUUAGUAGGAGAUUUAACAUACAGAUCUAGGGGUGCUUAUAAAACAUAUAAAUGAACAACAGGUUAAGUUUGUUGUUUAUGUUUCUACUCUCGACAGGAAAACCCAAUGAAAACAGCCAAUCAUAUGUCGACUUUUAUUAAGAGAUUAUCAUCGCUAAAAAUAGCACACCAGAGGCCAAGUCAUUCCGCUCGUGUUUUGCUUAUUCUUCAUGUCCAAGUACUUUGACAUUUUGCAGACAUGUUAAAAAUAUAAUCCUUGAUACCAAUUAUUACACAGAAAAACAAUUUAAACUUCAUCAUAAAAUUAUUCCAUCACGUCAGGAUGAAAACAAGCUCUGGUUUCACCGUCAUCGUCAGACACAAUGAUGGAAUAGCACUUCAAUCUUCUAGGCAUCUAUUUGUUUAAGAAACAGCACAUUAAUUCAUUAACAAACACUUCUUUAUGAUAAAUACUUACAUGUUUUCAUCAGAUGAGUCCAGUUUAAAUUAGAAGCAGUUAGCGAUGUCUCGUUUUGCAUUUCACCCGAAUCCUGGCCGAAACUCGCUCCGGCUGGUAGAACAGCGGGAUUCUCCAUGUUGCCUUGGCCGCGUCCAGGCAAAGUAGCUUUACGUAGUCUUAAACUCGAUCAUCUCAGUCCAUCCUGGUGCGUUCUAUUACGUUUUGAACAUAACACAUUUGUAGAUAAAAGGGUGCUGCAUCUGACUGUGGAGCGUUUUUUUCGAAAAAAAAGUCCAAAAUCCAUGAUAAAUCACACUUUCAAAACUUUACACGAACAUUCGUAAGGGAUCCUGAAAGCAAAACGAGAAAAAGGUUUCAUCCGGAAGUAUAGCAGCUUUUCCAGAUUUUUAUGGUCGAGACCGCAAAGAAAUCCGACGUUCCAGGUCCGAGAUAUCGAUGAUUAAAAAAUAUCUAUGACAAAAAUCACGGAUUUUGCUCUCGCCAACCUGGGUCUAUUUGCAUUUUACUGGUUCACUUCAAAACCCAAUAAAUGGGUUUAAAGUUAAAUAAAAGUAGAUUUAAACUUAUUGAUAUAACAGACGAAAUGUUACCGAUCAAUGUGGGCACAUUUUUAUGGCCAAAUUUGAAAUUAAAAGACAUAAAAAUGACUUGGUUAAACAUGCGAAAAUCUGCAUUUUUCUCCGUCACGUCCGAGCUUUCCAAUCGGCAGCGCGCGGGGCUUGGACUACCCAAUAUUACACUGUUCCAUAAUAAGGAUGAAGGUAUAAAAUCCAGCAGAGCAAACCAUUUACUGAAAACACUGAUACUCUUUGAAAAAUUGAUUAUGAUAAAAAAAUAUU
Molecule: messenger RNA, 4658 nt
Organism: Aplysia californica (California sea hare)
Lineage: Eukaryota; Metazoa; Mollusca; Gastropoda; Aplysiida; Aplysiidae
Product: zinc phosphodiesterase ELAC protein 1
Cellular component (GO): nucleus
Molecular function (GO): 3'-tRNA processing endoribonuclease activity
Source: RefSeq, a predicted model, not a curated record